AUGUCGGAUCCGCCUAAGCGUUGCUACUACGAGGUGCUUGAAAUCGACCGAAAAGCGUCACUCGACGAUAUUCGUCGUGCCUACAAGAAGCAGGCUCUCCUCCAUCAUCCAGACAAGAAUUAUGGAAAUGUGGACAAUACAGUUGCCUUAUUUAAGGAAAUUCAGAAUGCAUAUGCCAUCCUGAGUGAUUCGGAGGAGCGUGCGUGGUACGACGCUCAUCGGGAAAGUAUUUUAAAUGGAGGAGAGACCGAUGUUUCCACAAAUGAUAUCAAUCUUUACGGUUACUUCUCUUCUAGAUGCUAUGAUGGCUUUGGUGAUGGCGAAGGAGAGUUUUUUAGUGUUUAUCGAGGGGUAUUUGAUCAAUUAAUAGAGGAUGAGAGUGAAUACGAGACUCGUGCGAAAGAUUGGCCUCGAUUUGGUGAUAGUUUGACGGAUUGGAAUAGUGUGGCUGAGUUUUAUUCUUAUUGGAAAAAUUUUAGUUCCUUCAAGAACUUUGCAUGGAAGGAUGAAUACAAGAUAAACGAAGUUCCUGAUCGUGCAUCCAGGCGAAUGGCUGAACGGAUUAAUCAAAAGGCAAGGGCAGCUGCUAAAAAAGAAUACGUACAAACUGUACAAAGUCUUGCUCGUUUUGUUUACCGUCGUGACCCUAGGGUAGAGGCUGAGAUGACUCGCCAACAAGAAGAAGAGCGCCGAAUAGCAGAGGAGAAGGAGCAGAAGCGUUUGGAACAAGCAAUAAGACGUCGUGAAGCAAAUGAAAGAAUUUGGUUGGCUGCAGCUGAGAAGGAAGCAGAGGAAGAACGGGCUCGAAUCGACAGAGGGGAAACCAUGGACGGCCGGACAUUGGAGUUGCUCUACGAAAAGCAACGCCAAGUGGAAAAGAUGCGAAAAUCCAAGGGCAGUAAUGCUGAUGGAUUUGCAAUGCUAGAGGGCGAUAAUGAAGACGAUAACGGCGGGCCAAAGCUUAACUGUCCUGCUUGCAAAAAACAGUUUAAGAAGGCUGGACAAUACAAUGAGCACAUAAACAGCAGUAAACACAAGGCAAAGGUGAGGCAACUCUCUGGCAAGGGUGUUUGUGUUGAGACACUUAUGAAAGACAGUAAGUAG
Molecule: messenger RNA, 1104 nt
Organism: Trypanosoma cruzi
Lineage: Eukaryota; Euglenozoa; Kinetoplastea; Trypanosomatida; Trypanosomatidae
Exons: 1
Coding region: 1-1104 (367 amino acids)
Cellular component (GO): cytoplasm
Source: RefSeq, a predicted model, not a curated record